AUGUCAACUUCACCAACACGUAGUCAAUCAGAAACUUUCUCUGAACCAUCGGCUAUUCCAACAUCAACAUCAAUGUCUGAAUAUCCUGAUCGUCCUCUUCUAUUUAAAAAUGAUGAUGAUACAAGUUCAAUGAUAUCACAUGUUGAUGAAAACAAUGAAAAUGAAGCUGUUGCACCAUUAGUUUCUUCAAUUGUCGGAGAUCAAACUGAUCAUAAAACAACGAACUUAGAAACAUUAAUGCAUUUAAUUAAAGGUAAUAUUGGGGCCGGUAUUCUUGCUUUUCCAUAUGCAUUAUCAAAAGCUGGAAUCCUUUUUGGUCCUAUUGCUUUUUGGAUAAUGGGUAUAAUGACACUUUAUUGUAUGCAUCAACUUCUUCGAUGUCAUGAUUAUUAUCGAUAUAUUACAUCACGAGAAAAAUGUGAUUUUGGAGAUAUUAUGCGAUAUACAUUAGCAACAUGUCGUUGGAAAUGGGUUCAUCGUUAUGCAAAAUUGGGAAAAUUUGUUAUUGAUGGUUUUAUUGUAAUCACACAACUUGGCUUUUGUUGUGUCUACUUUGUAUUUGUACCAGCUAGUAUUAAACAAGUUGUCGAUCAUUAUUUUCAUCAUAGUCCACCGAUUCAAAUCUAUCAAUUCAUAAUGCUUAUACUUGUUAUCGGUUUUUCUAUGAUUCGAAGUCUUAAAGUUCUUGCACCAUUUUCACUUGCUGCUAAUAUAAUGACUAUUGGAGGAUUAUUUAUAAUAACGCAAUAUAUUGUUCGAGAUCAUAUACCACUUAAUCAAUUACCUCUUAUCACAUCCGCAUCAGAUUGGCCAGUAUUUUUUGCAUCUGCCAUGUAUGUAUUUGAAGGCAUUGCUUUAGUUUUACCAAUUCGACAAAAAAUGAAAGAACCUGAAUCGUAUGGUGGUUGGACUGGAAUACUUAAUAUAGGUAUUCUUCUUGUUACGAUUAUGUAUUUUGUUAUUGGCUUCUUUGGAUAUCUUCGAUAUGGAUCGAAAGCACUUGGUUCGAUAACUCUUAAUUUACCAAAUGAUAAUAAAUUAUAUCAAUUUACUAAAAUUAUGUAUGCUGUAGCAAUAUUUUUGACAUAUAAUUUACAAUUUUAUGUUCCAUUUUCACUUCUUUGGCCACGUCUUUGUCGAAAAAUUCUUUAUAAAUACAGUGGACAAACAGUUAAUAAAUGGGAACAUGCUUUUCGUAUUGGGCUGAUUUUUAUUACUUUUAUCAUUGCUGCAUUAAUACCAAAUCUUGGUCUUGUUAUAUCUCUAGUUGGUGCAGUUGCAUCUACAGCAUUAUCAGUUAUAUUUCCUCCAAUAUGUGAAUCGAUAACAUUUUGGCCUGAUAGUCUUGGUCGUUAUAAAUGGCAAUUAAUAUUAAAUUUUCUGAUAAUUAGUUUUGGUCUUUAUGUAUUUAUUGCUGGUACAACACUUAGUUUAUCAAAUAUAGUUACUUGUAUUCGUGAUGGAGCUCAAUAUAUGAAUAAUUGGUUUACAUCUACUCUUCAAACUGUUCGUGAACAAUCUAUUAAUGCUUUGGAAUUCGUACGUAAAGAUUUAUCAGAAUUUACAACAACAGUUAAAACUGAUGCAGAAGGUUAUUUAAAUAAAAUAAAACAACAACCUGUUAGUGAUCUUGGUAUUAAUCAAUUUGUAUCAAAAUUUAGUAAUUCUGUUACAUCAGAUAAUAAUAAUAAUAAUGGAAAGUCUACAAUUUCAUCAGCACCAUUUGAUCGACUUCAUAAUGAACGAAUUCGAAUACAAAAUGAUGAAUCAACCUAUUUAAUAGAUCCAACACCAAUUGACUCUUAUCAAAGUUGGCGUGAAAAGACUGAUUUUAAUAUUGAUAAACGUAAAGGUGAAAUAGCACAAUUAUUAAUUGAUGUUCCACAUAUACGUUCAUUUUAUGCACGUUUUGUACCUGCAUGUACAACCCAUAAUGAUUUUUGGUGUCGUUAUUAUUAUCAUUUAUAUAAACUUGAUGAAGAUGAAACACGACGAUUAAAUUUAUUAAAACGUGCACAUGAAAUAUGUAAUGAUAAUAAUGAAAAUGAUUGGGAUGAACCUAAUGACGAAUCGAAGUCAGCAAUCUUAACGUGCGAAACAAAAGAAAAUGAUACACGUGAUAAUUGGGAUCGAGAGUUUGAUGAAACAAAUCUUGCUACAUCUGAUAUUAAUACAAUUCAAUCAAAUCAAUGUAAUGAAACGAUGCCAUUUGAAAAUUCAACAUCGCUGGUAACAACAACAUCGAAAAAAAUAGAUAAUGAAUUUGAUGAUGAAUGGGAAACAUGGUCUUAA
Molecule: messenger RNA, 2292 nt
Organism: Rotaria sp. Silwood1
Lineage: Eukaryota; Metazoa; Rotifera; Eurotatoria; Philodinida; Philodinidae
Source: the annotation of a GenBank genome assembly